Molecule: messenger RNA, 1470 nt
Organism: Prorocentrum cordatum
Lineage: Eukaryota; Dinophyceae; Prorocentrales; Prorocentraceae
Source: the annotation of a GenBank genome assembly
AUGGCCCCCGGCAGCAGCGGCUCCAGCAGCAGCGCUGCGGCGGGCGGUGGCACGGACGGCACGGCGGUCGCGAACGCACCGCACCAGCUGAAGGCGCCGCGGGUGGAUUACACCAUCGUCAUCCCCACGCUUGGGCGCUGGCGCCCUGCUCGGGAGGUGAACCCCUCGGACCGCAGCCUGGCGAACACCGAGGAGCCGUUCAUCCUCGUGCGGACCCUGGCGUUCCUCGGCCGCCACGGGAUGCCCAAGGGCCAGGUGGUGCUGUUCGUGGCCGACGACGAGGAUCGGAGAGCGUCGAGAUACCGGUCUGCGCUGGCCCGCACCGGCUGGGAGGGGACCCGCAUCGUGGCCGGCGUGCGCGGCAUCCGCGAGCAGCGCAACUUCAUCCGGGUCACGAAGUACUUCCCCGAGAGGGCGCACAUCGUUUCAAUCGACGACGACGUGAGCGACGUUUUGUGGAAGAACCGCCCACAGGGCUCCCCGCUCCUUCCGUUGCCGCACGGGGCGCUGGAGAGCCUGAUCUUCGACGCCUUCCACCGCAUGAAGACGUACCGGGCCUUCAUCUGCGGCUUGGCCAGCACGGUGUCGAAGAACUCGCUCAGCAUGUUCAUGGACGGGAUCUCCACCAGGAACGGCGAGGUGAACGGCUUCUUCUACUGUUUCAUAAACCGCCACGACACAGACCUGCUUCCGACGGUGGCGGACGCCACUGAGGAUGCGGAGCGUUCGCUGCGGUACUUCCGCAAGGACAGGAGAGUGUUGCGAUACCGCAUGUAUUGUGGGAGCACGCGCUGCUUUCAGAAUCAGGGUGGGCUCCAGAGCCUCUUCGGGACGCCGGGUGAGAGCACCGCCACGGUCAACGAGCGCCGCAAGACGCAGGAGCGCGAGGCAGCCGUGCGGCUCCACGAGAUGUUCCCAGAGCUGACUGGCAAGCCGAAGCAGAAGACCAUGAUGAAGACGCUCGAGAUCCACUUCCGCCCCAUGGGGGGCGCCGUGAUCCCGUCCACCACGCCGGAGGAGUACAAGAAGAACAUGGCCGCGGACAUGGCAGCGAUGCCGAAGCGGCGCGACAAGCAGGAGCCCAAGAAGGCCUCGUCGGAGCAGCCGCCGCCGCUUGCCGACGCGGCUGCGCCCUGCCCGCCGCUCGCCAGCUCCGGCGCGGCCGAGGGGCCGGGCGCGGCCCCCAGCUCCGCCCAGGGCCCAGCAGCCGGAGCCGACUCCGACUCGGACACCGUGGAGGUCCUGAGCGACUGCGGCGACGGCGGCGCCGCAGAUGAGGAUGACGACGACGGCGACGACGAGGAUGCCCAGCUGGAGCACGCGCUGCGCGUCUCGGCCGCCAUGCAUGGCCGCGGCUCCGGCUGCGCCGCCGGCGCGCAGGGAGGCCAGGACCAGGCAGUCGUUGACGCCGUGCUGUGGACCAUCUCGAGGAAGAAACACGGCGUAGCUAUACAGCCAACGCGCCCAUAG